Medicago truncatula (barrel medic) is the source of this 705-nucleotide messenger RNA. RefSeq lists its product as uncharacterized. Bases 1 to 705 code for a protein of 234 amino acids. Lineage: Eukaryota; Viridiplantae; Streptophyta; Magnoliopsida; Fabales; Fabaceae. The transcript has a single exon. The record is from RefSeq and is a predicted model, not a curated record.
AUGGAUAAAAGUUAUGCCAUAACAAUAUUGCAUCCUUCUAAGAAUGUUGCUCCUAUUAGUCUUCCAACCCUCGGUCGAUCAUAUACAAGAUUAUCUGAGGUCGGGUACCAGGUCACUCUUUCUGCUGACCCUAUAACAAGACCAAAUGAUUAUAUGGUUGCGGCAAUUCACACUAGCAUUCAUGGACGUUUCGCUUUUAUAAAAGCGGGUGAACCAUGCUGGACUUAUGUAUGUAGCUCGAGCUGGCUUCAUUCCUUUAUGGAUGUUAUGUUCUAUAGAGGUUUAGUUUAUGUUGGGAGUAAAUAUCAGGGUAUAGUAUCUUUUAAUCUUGGUCAUAAAAGGAUAACUCCAAAUCCAAUUCAGGACAUAGCUUUUCAUGGAAGGUUUAAAGGUUAUCUUGUGAAAUCAUUAGAGGGAGACUUGUGGAUGGUGAAAAGAUUUUUUACUUUUAAGAAUGAUUUCCAAGUGUAUAAGUUGGAAUUCGAUGCUCAGACCAGAAAGUUUAAACAAAUAAAAAAGCUUGAGAGUCUUGGAGACAAUGUUUUAUUCUUGGGAGACACUGAUUCAAUUUCUGUAUCAGCUUCAUACUUCUCCGGUUGUCUGAAAAAAGAUUCAAUUUAUUACACAGAAAGUAUUAAUGCAAACAAGUUAGAUUGUGUAACUUGUGGUCCAUUUCAUAUAGGGAUAUAUGAAAACAAUCAUUAA